AUGGCUGGAGAGGAAGAUCAUAAGAAACAACAUUUCGAUGCAUCUGGAGCAUCAGCUACUGAGGAUAAGACUGCUACUGCCAUUUUGAGGAGGAAGAAGAAAGAUAAUGCUUUGGUCGUUGAUGAUGCCACCAACGAUGACAAUUCCGUCAUCACAAUGUCUUCUAACACAAUGGAGCUUUUGCAGUUGUUCAGAGGCGAUACCGUGUUGGUCAAGGGUAAAAAGAGAAAAGAUACUGUUUUAAUCGUUUUGGCCGACGAUGAUAUGGAGGAUGGUGUGGCAAGAAUCAACCGUUGCGUGCGUAACAACUUGCGUGUUAGAUUGAGUGACAUUGUCACAGUGCAUCCUUGUCCCGAUAUCAAGUACGCAAACAGAAUCUCGGUUUUGCCUAUUGCUGAUACCGUUGAAGGUAUCACGGGCUCCUUGUUUGAUCUAUACUUGAAACCGUAUUUCGUUGAAGCUUACAGACCAGUGAGAAAGGGGGACUAUUUCACAGUUAGGGGCGGUAUGAGGCAGGUUGAGUUCAAGGUUGUUGAGGUUGAUCCCGAGGAAAUUGCUAUUGUUGCUCAAGAUACAAUCAUACAUUGCGAAGGCGAACCCAUCAAUCGUGAAGAUGAUGAGAAUAAUAUGAACGAGGUUGGUUAUGACGAUAUCGGUGGAUGCAAAAAACAAAUGGCCCAAAUAAGGGAAUUGGUCGAGUUGCCAUUAAGGCACCCUCAGUUGUUCAAGUCAAUUGGAAUCAAGCCACCAAAGGGUAUCUUGAUGUAUGGUCCUCCCGGUACAGGUAAGACCAUAAUGGCACGAGCUGUUGCCAAUGAAACUGGGGCAUUCUUCUUUUUGAUCAAUGGACCGGAAAUCAUGUCCAAGAUGGCUGGAGAAUCCGAAUCGAAUUUGAGAAAGGCAUUUGAAGAAGCCGAAAAGAAUUCACCUUCAAUUAUAUUUAUCGAUGAAAUCGAUUCGAUUGCUCCAAAAAGAGACAAGACAAACGGUGAAGUGGAAAGGAGAGUUGUGUCACAAUUGUUGACACUUAUGGAUGGUAUGAAGGCUAGAGCAAACGUUGUGGUAAUUGCCGCUACAAAUAGACCAAACUCGAUUGAUCCAGCUUUAAGAAGAUUUGGUAGAUUUGAUAGAGAAGUUGAUAUUGGAGUUCCCGAUGCAGAAGGACGUUUAGAAAUUUUGAGAAUCCAUACCAAGAAUAUGAAAUUAGCUGACGACGUUGAUUUGGAAGCUAUCGCUGCGGAAACUCAUGGAUUUGUUGGAGCCGAUGUUGCCUCGUUAUGUUCUGAAGCUGCUAUGCAGCAAAUCCGUGAAAAAAUGGAUCUCAUUGAUUUGGAAGAGGAUACUAUUGAUACUGAAGUUUUGAACUCCUUGGGGGUUACCCAAGAUAACUUUAGAUUUGCACUUGGGAACUCCAAUCCUUCUGCAUUACGUGAAACAGUUGUUGAAAAUGUUAAUGUUACAUGGGACGACAUUGGUGGUUUGGAUAAUAUCAAGAAUGAGUUGAAAGAAACCGUUGAGUACCCAGUGUUGCAUCCAGAACAAUACCAAAAAUUCGGUUUGGCCCCAACAAAAGGUGUUUUGUUUUUUGGACCACCGGGAACUGGUAAAACCUUGUUGGCCAAGGCUGUUGCAACAGAAGUUUCUGCAAACUUUAUCAGUGUAAAAGGUCCAGAGUUGUUGAGUAUGUGGUAUGGUGAAUCUGAAUCUAACAUUCGUGAUAUUUUUGAUAAGGCUAGGGCGGCUGCUCCAACUGUUGUCUUUUUGGAUGAGUUGGAUUCCAUUGCUAAAUCUAGAGGGGGUUCACAAGGAGAUGCUGGCGGUGCAUCUGACAGAGUCGUUAAUCAGUUGUUGACUGAGAUGGACGGAAUGAAUGCCAAAAAGAAUGUUUUUGUUAUUGGAGCAACCAACAGACCAGACCAAAUCGAUCCAGCAUUAUUACGUCCUGGAAGAUUAGAUCAAUUAAUCUAUGUUCCAUUGCCAGAUGAAGCUGCAAGAUUGUCCAUAUUACAAGCGCAAUUGAGAAACACGCCAUUAGAACCUGGUUUGGACUUGAAGGAGAUUGCCAAGAUCACCCACGGGUUCUCGGGUGCUGAUUUGUCGUAUAUUGUUCAAAGAUCAGCCAAAUUUGCAAUUAAAGAUUCCAUUGAAGCUCAAGCAAGACUCAAUAAAGCCAAGGAAGCAAAAGCUGAAGCAAAAACCGAGGAUAUUGAUAUGAAAGAGGGAGGAGAAGAAGAGGAAGAAGAAGAAGACCCAGUUCCAUAUAUCACAAGAUCUCAUGUUGAAGAGGCUAUGAAGACAGCAAAGAGAUCUGUUUCAGAUGCUGAUUUACGUCGUUACGAAGCUUAUGCUCAGCAAUUGCAAGCUUCAAGAGGUCAAUUUGCCAAUUUUAGAUUUAAUGAAAACAGUGGUUUUUCUGAGGGAGGAGCAAACUCAAACUCUGGAGCUGCUUUUGGCAGUGUUGAAGAAGAAGAUGACUUGUACAGUUAG
This is a messenger RNA of Lodderomyces oxycetoniae, 2487 nucleotides long. It is a transcript of the gene CDC48, whose product is annotated as AAA family ATPase. The coding region runs from base 1 to 2487 and encodes 828 amino acids. The record is from RefSeq and is a predicted model, not a curated record. Gene Ontology annotation, molecular function: ATP binding; ATP hydrolysis activity; polyubiquitin modification-dependent protein binding. Gene Ontology annotation, cellular component: cytosol; VCP-NPL4-UFD1 AAA ATPase complex; nucleus. Gene Ontology annotation, biological process: autophagosome maturation; mitotic spindle disassembly; retrograde protein transport, ER to cytosol. Lineage: Eukaryota; Fungi; Ascomycota; Pichiomycetes; Serinales; Debaryomycetaceae. The transcript has a single exon.